CCCAACCAACUAACCCUCGCCUGGCACCCGUUCCCCUCACGGCCACCGGCCUGGCUCCCGCGCCACCCCGCCGCCAGCCCUCCCUCCACGCCGGGCCGCCACAGCUCGCCGCCAUUGCCCCCGCCCCGCCGGCCGGACCCCGCCCCGCCCGCCGCCCGUCCGCCCGCCCCCGCGGCGCCGCUGCAGCCCCCAGCGCCCAUAUAGGCUGCUCCGCCGCGCUUCCCCGCGCCGCCGCCGCCGCCUCCUCCAGGCAUGGCACAGGGCUCUACCUCACUAUGGCGGCAGCAGCAGCGCGGCACAGCACCCUGGACUUCCUGCUCGGCGCCACAGCUGAUUGCAAUGCUGUUCUUAAAGCUCUACAGCCCAUUUUUCAGGAGCAGGGAAUGACAGAAACAGUUCAUAACUGGGAAGACCAUGGUUAUUUAGCAACCUACAUCAAAAAAAAUGGCAGUUUUGCCAAUUUGAGAAUUCACCCUCAUGGAUUAGUGUUGGUGGAUCUGCAGAGCUACAAUGAUCAUACGAAAGGAAGAGAGGAAGUCGAUCAGCUUCUAAACAAAGUAGAAGAAAGAAUGAAAGAAUUGUUUCAUGGUAAUAUAAAAAGGGUGAAACGAUUGCCAGCCAUUUUGAGAGGGGGUGUUAUUGAUAGAUACUGGCCCACAGCUGAUGGGCGCCUGGUGGAGUACGACAUAGAUGAAGUUGUUUAUGAUGAAGAUUCACCUUUUCAGAAUAUUAAAAUUCUGCAUUCAAAACAGUUUGGGAAUAUUCUUAUCCUCAGUGGGGAUGUUAAUCUGGCAGAGAGUGACCUGGCAUAUACUCAAGCCAUAAUGGGCAGCGGAAAGGAAGACUACACUGGGAAAGAAGUCUUAAUUUUAGGAGGUGGUGAUGGAGGUAUACUGUAUGAGAUAGUCAAACUGAAGCCAAAGAUGGUUACUAUGGUAGAGAUUGACCAAAUGGUGAUCGACGGGUGUAAAAAAUACAUGCGUAAAACAUGUGGAGAUGUCUUAGACAAUCUGAAAGGAGAGUGCUAUCAGGUUCUAAUUGAAGACUGUAUUCCUGUACUGAAGAGGUAUGCCAAAGAAGGAAGGAUGUUUGAUUAUGUAAUUAAUGAUCUGACGGCUGUUCCAAUCUCCACAUCUCCAGAAGAAGAUUCCACAUGGGAAUUUCUGCGGUUGAUUCUUGACCUCUCAAUGAAAGUCCUGAAACAAGACGGAAAAUACUUCACACAGGGAAACUGUAUCAAUCUGACGGAUGCCUUGACUCUGUACGAAGAACAGCUUAGCAGGCUUUAUUGUCCUGUGGAGUUUUCAAAAGAAACUGUGUGCGUUCCCUCCUACAUGGAAUUAUGGGUAUUCUACACUAUUUGGAAGAAACAAACUGACAUCUGAACAUCAAGAUUAUUUGAGAUUAUCCUAAAUGUACAUGCUGCAUGGAGCAUAUAGGCCUGCUACGUGCUGCAUAUUGGCAUCUUGAACCUUUAAAUUAUACGCUGUAGAUGAUCCUGAAACUUAGUCAUGCUAUUGAUUGUGAAUUCUUUAAAUGUUUUUUAUUAUUAUUUUAAUUUAAAAGCAAAUGGAAAAUGUAUAUUUUGAUGAGCUAGGGUGUUAUUUUUGAAAGUCAACUUAAAGAUGAAUUAGCAGCAAAACUAUAUAGCUGCUGAAUGCACUGAACCUUUAGAAUGUGAUCCUUUUUAUUUUUUUGUAGAUCUUCACAAGCUGAUUGAUUAAAAAAGACAUCUUUAGCAUUUCAUCCCUGAAGGGUUGUCCAUGGAGUUUCUUUUGGGUUGGUUUUUUUUUGCUUUGUUCUCCACCAGACUUUUAUCUAUGGUGCUUUUUAAGGAUGGAGGGAGUUUUGUUUGAUUUUUUUUUAAAUGAACACCACAGUGCUUCCAUAUAGAGAAGGGCAUAACUUAAAAAAAAAAAAAAGGGGGGGGGGGAUCUUCUAAAAGGAUACCCCAAAUCCUUCAUUUCAUUGCAAAGGGAAGAAAGAAAGUCUUAAUUUUUAUUUACUCCCGUUUCAUUUAUCAUUGCGGUAAUGUCUUCUGCAGGAGAGGAAUCUUUGACCUUUCACCUCAUGGAAUUCUUUAGCUGCUGCCACUCUGAUUAUUUGGAUUUUGAUAUGGAUUUAACAGUAGGUUAUAGAGGCACUUUGAACUCUAUCAGCAUGAAAAUUAAAGCUGGUUUUCCAUCCCACCACAGUGCAAGAAAUCGAGUGUAAUGAGGUUCUUGUGGGCAUACACUCCUCAGCCUUAUGGGAAGCACUGGGUUCUCGAAGAAGGAAGGGUUGCUUUAGAGGGCAAAGGAACGUGGGUGUGAUCUAGAUUCACGUGCACCAGUACUGAAUGCUUGAAAUAUUGAAUGUAUAUAUACUUCAGUAGGGCAAGUCCUGGUCGUGUUGCCCUAGAUCGAUCAUGUUGUGUGUGCCUCUUGCUGAAUUAGAUUCACUUCAGUGUAAAAAUCAAUGGAAGCUAGGUUGCGUUGGAGUUUUGUUCUGAAAGAUAAAGCAUUUUUCUUUAACUGUUUGUCAUGUUGUCUGAAAAGUUAUAUUUUUCUAACAAUGUUCUACGUACUUGCUAAAUCUUUGCUUUCAGUGUUUAAAAGAUCCCACCACUUCAAAGGAGGUAGGAAGGCCAUAACCAUUCUGUGCAUUUCUGUAUGUUUCCAAGAUAGAAUAAAAAGUGCACUAUUUCCCUAAACAGUCAAAUCCUGAACCAUGACGAUUUUUUUUUCCUUCAGCACCUAGUAUCAACAUUUUCUCAGUUUUAUUGGAGGAAGGUGAUCACCUCCCUCCCCCAAGAUACUGCUAAUGAAAGCAAAACAAACAAACAAAAGCAGCACUCCUGAGAUCUGUAUUCUUAAAUCAUACGUAAAGAAAAAUUUUCCUGCGUCCCAUAUAUGUAAACUGUUCAUGAAAUCUGAGUAGCCUAUGUAGAAUUCCAGAGUGAUACUGGAAAACUUGCAAAAAUUUGCUCUUGAUUUGGUAAUUAUUUUUGUAUUGUACAGUUGUGCUGUUAAAAUGCUUUCAGUUUGGAGAGCCGAUAGAAGUAUUCUUCAGUCAUUGUUUUAAAUUAUUGCAGUUAAUGUUGAUUCUUUAAUAUACAUGGCAGACAGUUUUUUCCAUGGCCUAUAGCUGGUGCAUCCUAAAUACUGUCAAAGAGCAGAGCCUCUCUCUAAACAGGAGAGAAGUGUCUUGCAUUUCCCUGAGUAUUUAGCCCUUGAUAUUAUUGCCUAUGACCUAGUAGUGACCCGUCAUUUAUGAUACAGGACUGCAAUCAGUACAUUGUAUAGCUGCGAAUGAACGCAGGUGUCCUAUAAAGAGUUAGGUGUAUCCUUAACUUUGCAAGCAUGAAUAUUCCCAUUGAUUCCUAGUAUGAUUACUCGUGUAGGUGAAAUUAAGCACACAGGCAUUCACUGGGACGGGGCUUACGGCAUAUGUGUUCCUGAGUGAGAUUGAUAGAUAUAGAAAUCGGCCACAAGAAGUGGGGGCAGUUGUUUUUUAGCGAAGAAACUUAGGAACUGGAAGAUGACAUAAUGUGCUUGCUGUACCAAGGCUAGCACUUUUCUUUAGCAUUGCUGCGCAAGGCUGCCUGAGCACAGAGAUGUUUGGGUGUGCGGGGAUGUUCUAUAAUCGGUUCCCGGAAUAACCAGGGACCUGAAUUACUUAUCGAUAGGUGCGAGGCAGCAGUGCUUGCAAGUCCUUCUUUUUCAACUGAUAUAGUAUAAAGAGAGUUGGAGGAAUUAUUUUUUUCUCUUUAAACUUUUUUUUUAAUGUAGAUUUUUUUUAAAAAAAACUGAUAGAUGCAGUAUAAAGAAAUUCAGCAAACACUGAAUGUUAUCUUUAUAUUUUUUUAAGUUGCUGAAUUGAUUCUGAGCAAAUAUAUACACACUGUCAGUCUUUAUUUAUUUGUUGCUGUAGCGUAGACUUUUUUUCUUUAAAAGGACAACAAGCCUCUUUGUGUUAGAAUUUUCAGAUGCAAACUGCUAUAGCUGAUGAGUUUUCCAUGUUUAAGGCCAGUUGGGAAUUAGCUGUGAUUGCUGCGCUAUGUAUGCAAACAGUUCCCAAGAUAUGGUUAAUACUAGGGUUUUGUUAAUUAUUCUUUGCACUAAAUGCUGCGUCCACCUAGAAAUGUGAUUUCAGUAUUCAAAAACUUGACUGGUAGUAGUUUGUGCAAAGAGAAGACUGCUGGCGUUGUAUCUACUGCAUCGGUGCAGUGCACGUGUUAAAAUAAAGGUACACUAUUAUUA
Messenger RNA from Chroicocephalus ridibundus (black-headed gull), 4241 nucleotides. It is a transcript of the gene SMS, whose product is annotated as spermine synthase. The transcript is spliced from 11 exons. Gene Ontology annotation, biological process: spermine biosynthetic process. Gene Ontology annotation, molecular function: spermine synthase activity. The record is from RefSeq and is a predicted model, not a curated record. Bases 276 to 1385 code for a protein of 369 amino acids. NCBI's taxonomy places the organism in Eukaryota, Metazoa, Chordata, Aves, Charadriiformes, Laridae.